UCUUGCUCGUAACAUCUAACUUGGGUCCGAAGACUACCAUACUUAAUCAACGCUUCAAGAUCUUUUGUCCAAUUAGAACUUGUCAACAGCAACAUAUCAGUGCUUUCUUAGCGGGGUCAUGUGCAUCUUCUGUCUAUAAAAUGUCAGCCCCUACAAGAGGGAACUAGUUCUGGCCAACAAUCGUGGGCACUAGCUGGAAAGCCAAGAGAGGAUUAUCAAUGGUGUCAAGCAAGUACACAAAGCAUUCCGAAAAUCGUGAGAAAAGAAGAGUAAAUAGAAAAAUAAAGAGGCUGAAAGCAGAGAUGGAAGAGAUUGGUAAGCAACAAGUAAGUAUCAGACAAGGGCAAAAGGAAAUGAGAGAAAGGUUUGUUGAGAUUGAAUCAGCAUGUGAUCAGCUCAAAAAGGAGACUGAACUUAUAUCUCUUGCAAGUGACAAAGUUCAAUUUCGCCUCAAUAUCAUCUUCAAGAUCCUGAAAGCGAGAGAAGAGAAGGAUUUCGGUAAAGCUGCUGAUCUUACUUUUUAG
This is a messenger RNA of Populus euphratica (Euphrates poplar), 524 nucleotides long. RefSeq lists its product as uncharacterized. The record is from RefSeq and is a predicted model, not a curated record. Bases 219 to 524 code for a protein of 101 amino acids. The transcript has 2 exons. NCBI's taxonomy places the organism in Eukaryota, Viridiplantae, Streptophyta, Magnoliopsida, Malpighiales, Salicaceae.